AAGCGUCCAUUUUACUAAAAGAAGUUUCAAUUUUGACAAUAGAAAGCAAUGUUUUACCGAUAUUAACUAAUUUUAACAAAAAAAUAAUUCUUAAGAUACGCCAAAGAAACCCGUAUCUUAUAAAAUAUAUAAUAGUUGGGACAUUUCACGACCCAAUAAUGUGAUUACAAUUUAUCAAAAUAUAUUCUAUUGAUGUGACAAGGUCUAUUACAAAACAUUUGUAAUUCGUAUUUGUAUGAUCUGUCUAGUUUUGUUUGUAUGGCGUUAAGUGUACUUUCGAUGGUUUUCUUAGAUAAUAAAACGGUAAUAAUCAAGUUCAAGUGGAAAUGGUUCGAGUAAACACCUUGAUGUCCACCGAAGAGGGUGUAAAAACUCCUCACAGGAUCGAAUUGUGUGAAGAGAAACAAGUGAAACCAACACGCAAUUACAGAAAGCGCAGAAUUAUCAAUACGGCUACAAUAAAGACUGAAAAUGAAGAAUUAAGCUCUGAACCUCCAAUAAAAAAGACAGAGUUGAAGUCUAAACCAUUGAAGGCUUCCAAUGGAAUAGCUACAAACAUGACAAAUGGUAAUACAACAAGGCCGAGGGGGGGUAAGGCUGCUGCACGAUCUGCUGACAGUCAUAAACUUACUGAAUAUUUCAAAGAAGAAAUUAAAAGUCCCAAAUCUGAAGCUCCACCACCCUCACCCCCGUUAGGGAAAAAUACCAAAACAGAUAAAUUGAAUGACAAUACAAAUCAUAAGCUGACAGAGUAUUUUCCUGUGAGGCGGAGUGUAAGGAAAACAUCAAAAUGUGUAAUGGCUGAAAAAAUGAGAGAUCUCGAGAAGGCUAUACGAGAACAAAGGGAAGAUGGUCUUCAGGUGGCAUACUUCGACGGUAAAGGGCGCGGCGUGAUAGCGACUCGUCCUUUCGGUAGAGGUCAGUUUGUGGUGGAGUACUCGGGCGAGUUGGUGGGGGUCGCGGAGGCGAGGGAGAGGGAACGCAAGUACGCACUGGACCCAAGUGCCGGCUGCUACAUGUACUACUUCAGGCUACAGGAUCAACAGUAUUGCAUCGACGCGACGGCAGAGUCAGGUCGACUGGGCCGGCUGGUGAACCACUCGCGCAACGGCAACUUGCUGACCAAGGCGCUGUGGCUGGACGGACCGCGCCUCGUGCUGCUGGCGGCGCACGACAUCGCGCCCGGCGACGAGCUCACCUACGACUACGGAGACCGCUCGCGCGAGUCGCUGCGCCACCACCCCUGGCUGGCGCUCUGACCUGGGACUGUAUUCAGAAAUCUCAGUUGGACUACAAACAAAUAUUUAUUAAUUUAACCUAGUACAUAAUAAUAUGAAGUUUGUUAAA
This is a messenger RNA of Melitaea cinxia (Glanville fritillary), 1347 nucleotides long. RefSeq names its product histone-lysine N-methyltransferase PR-Set7 (gene Set8). The record is from RefSeq and is a predicted model, not a curated record. The transcript has 6 exons. Lineage: Eukaryota; Metazoa; Arthropoda; Insecta; Lepidoptera; Nymphalidae. Gene Ontology annotation, molecular function: protein binding; histone H4K20 methyltransferase activity. The coding region runs from base 327 to 1259 and encodes 310 amino acids.